ACGAUAUAGUGGACAUUUGCUGAAGAUGCUUGACGUGAACCCCAAGUGUCUGAGAGACCCCGCCAAGGACUUCUCUGCUCGUUGCAACCCCCAUCUAUGUCAGUAGGGUGGUCAGUGCCCAUGGUUAAGGACUGGAGAUCUGACCCCCACUAGUAACAGCGACAACAUUAUUGAACCCCACUAGUAACAGCGACAACAUUAUUGAACCCCACUAGUAACAGCGACAACAUUAUUGAACCCCACUAGUAACAGCGACAACAUUAUUGAACCCCACUAGUAACAGCGACAAUAUUAUUGAACCCCACUAGUAACAGCGACAACAUUAUUGAACCCCACUAGUAACAGCGACAACAUUAUUGAACCCCACUAGUAACAGUAAACAGGGUUCCAUCCAAUCUUGUUAUGCGAGUAAAGUACAUGUCAGUUAAAAACAUUUCAUGACAGUGCUGAUGGAAAAUGUGUCGGUAAACUUUCCAAAUGUUGACAAAACAAAAUACACUAGACAAGGUGGGAUCUUUUUGUGUCGGUAAAAUUAACUAUGAGAGAAAUGUUGGUGGAAAUGCUUUUAUGCGCAAAUAUUGAUUUAAUAACCAUCAUUUCGGAGUAAACAUGGAGUCACGUAAUGACAUGUUGUGUGGUCCUCCCACUACGACUCAUCGGGAAAGCGUGGAGUUUAUUAGGCUACAGAUGAAGAAAUGAAUGAUGAACUUCACAGGGUGGUGAAUGUGCAAGGUGAUAAGCUUGAUAUUUCUUUAUAAUAAAUAUCGAGGGCCUUAUUCUGGUAACAUGAUCCUCGAUGCUUGGCUGUCCUCGUUUGACAAAUAAAAAAUAAUCUCAUCAUGUAGGCUAAAGUGCAUUCGGAAAGUUUUCAGACCCCUGGACUUUUUCCCACAUUUUGUUACAUUACAGCCUUAUUCUAAAAUUGAUUAAAUAGUUUUUCCCCUUAUCAAUCUACACACAAUAUCCCAUAUGACAAAGCAAAAACACGUUUUUAGAAAUUUGAGCAAAUGUAUUUAUAAAAAAAAACAACGGAAAUAUCACAUUUACAUAAAUAUUCAGACCCUUUACUCAGUACUUUGUUAAAGCACCUUUGGGAGCGAUUACAGCCUGGAGUCUUCUUGCGUAUGAUGCUACAAGCUUGGCACACCUGUAUUAGGCGAGUUUCUCCCAUUCUUCUCUGCAGAUCCUCUCAAGCUCUGUCAGAUUGGAUGGGGAGUGUCGCUCCUCAGCUAUUUUCAGGUCUCUCCAGAGAACCUUUGCCCCAGUCUGAGGUCCUGAGCGCUCUGGAGCAGGUUUUCAUCAAGGAUCUUCUAUGUACUUUGCUCCUUUCAUCAUUCCCUCGAUCCUGACUAGUCUCCCAGUCCCUGCCGCUGAAAAACAUUCCCACAGCAUGAUGCUGCCACCACCAUGCCAGGUUUCCUCCAGACGUGACGCUUGGCAUUCAGGCCAAAGAGUUCAAUCUUGGUUUCAUCAGACCAGAGAAUCUUGUUUCUCAUGGUCUGAGAGUCCUUUUGGUGCCUUUUGGCAAACUCCAAGCGGGCUGUCAUGUGCCUUUUACUGAGGACGGGCUUCCGUCUGGCCACUUUACCAUAAAGGCCUGAUUGGUGGAGUGCUGCAGACAUGGUUGUCCUUCUGGAAGGUUCUCACAUCUCCACAGAGGAACUCUGGAGCUCUGUCAGAGUGACCAUCAGGUUCUCGGUCACCUCCCUGACCAAGGCCCUUCUCCCCCGAUUGCUAAGUUUGGCCGGGCGACCAGCUCUAGGAAGAGUCUUGGUGGUUCCAAACUACUUCCAUUUAAGAAUGAUGGAGGCCACUGUGAUCUUGGGGACCUUCAAUGCUGCAGACAUUUUUUGUUACCUUUCCCCAAAUCUGUGCCUUGACACAAUCCUGUCUUGGAGCUCUAUGGACAAUUCCUUCAACCUCAUGGCUUGGUUUUUGCUCUGACAUGCACUGUCAACUGUGGGACCUUAUAUAGACAGGUGUGUGCCUUUCCAAAUCAUGUCCAAUCAAUCGAAUUUACCACAGAUGGACUCCCGUCAAGUUGUAUAAACAUCUCAAGGAUCAUCAAUGGAAACAGGAUGCAUCUGAGCUCAAUUUCAAGUCUCAUAGCUAAGGGUCUGAAUACUUAUGUAAAUAAGGUAUUUCUGUUUUUUAUUUGUAAUACAUUUGCAAAAAAUUAUCUAAAACCCUGUUUUCACUUCAUCAUUAUGGGGUAUUGUGUGUAGAUUGAUUAAGAUUUUUAUUUAUUUAAUCCAUUUUAGAAUAAGGCUGUAACUUAACAAAAUGUGGAAAAAGUAAUUGGGUCUGAAUACUUUCCGAAUGCACCGUAUACCAGCAAUGUAUCUGCGAGCUGUGCAAAUACCAGAGUGGGAACAUUCGCUACAUAAAGAAUUUAACCACAAAAGGUAUUUUUAUGUCCACUAUGUCAUCACCCCACAGCCUUUUAUCCGGAAAAAAGUAUAUUUAAUGGAAACACAUCUCUGGUGGGAAAAUGCACAUAUUGUUUUUAUGCAGAUUUUUGAAUAUUCGCAUGAAAAUCUGUCACCAAUUGGAUGGAAAUUCUAGCUAGUGACAACAUUAUUGAACCCCACUAGUAACAGUGACAACAUUAUUGAACCCCACUAGUAACACUGACAACAUUAUUGAACCCCACUAGUAACAGUGAUAACAUUAUUGAACCCCACUAGUAACACUGACAACAUUAUUGAACCCCACUAGUAACACUGACAACAUUAUUGAACCCCACUAGUAACACUGACAACAUUAUUGAACCCCACUAGUAACACUGACAACAUUAUUGAACCCCACUAGUAACAGUGACAACAUUAUUGAACCCCACUAGUAACAGUGACAACGUUAUUGAACCCCACUAGUAACAGUGACAUUCUUUAAUCAUCAUAAGGUCAUAGUACUGUAUGAACAGCAUAAGAAAAUACAUUGGUUCAUUUCCGGAACGUCAUCUAGCCCUGUUCACUAUAAAUGGGUCCAGUGCAACUAAGUAAGGUGUUGUUGCACAUAUAGGACUGGUUUCCCGGACCCAGAUUAAACCUAGUCCUGGACUAAAAAUAACUUUCCACACUGAGCUUUUUAGUCCAAGGCUCAAUCUAGAUCCACGAAACCAACUACAUUUGAGAUAUUACAAAAACACAUUCACUCAGCCAAAUGACAGUUCUGAAAUUUAUAAUUUAAACAUUAUUUUCCUUGCCCAGAUCAACGCUAAUGAUGACGGAGGUGUCCUGUUGGGGCGGUGGGAUGGUCAAUACAAUGGUGGCGUGUCCCCCUCUCACUGGAACGGCAGUGUGGAGGUACUAAGGAGGUGGCUCAACUAUGGAGGCUAUCCAGUCAAGUAUGGCCAGUGUUGGGUGUUCGCCGCUGUAAUGUGCACAGGUAGCCUAUCACUGUCCAAUCUCUCUUAAAUUAUUAUUUUAGUCAAUCAAUCAAUACAACAGUAUUUAAAUAGCGCUGACUGUACUGCAAGCGCUCAGACCCAGGGUUGUGAUUGGUUUUGAGAGGGAUGGCAAGAAUACCCACCAUCUGUGUCCGAUUCACCUCUGACCAGAGGAGAGAGGCUGGGUGUCAAUGCCUUGGAUGUCUUUAUUUAGUUAACCACUAUGCCUUCUAUGUGUUGUUUUUGUUAACCAGUAUGCCUGAAAUGUAUUUCCAUGUCAGUACUGAGGUGUUUGGGAAUCCCAUGUCGAGUGGUUACCAACUUCCAGUCAGCCCACGACACCGACAAAAACCUGACAAUUGACGACUUCUUCUCCGACUAUGGAGUCAGACCCAAACAGAGCCAAGACAGUGUAUGGUAAAUGCAACAUCAGGUCAUUGUGGCUACAGUAUGAAGAGUGAUGCCAAUAGCAUGAUGUUUUAAAGACUGGUGUUUCUGCUCAGGAACUACCAUGUGUGGGUGGAGGCCUGGAUGAGACGGCCCGAUCUCUCAGGAGACUCCUUAUAUGACGGCUGGCAGGCUGUGGACCCUACCCCCCAGGAGAAAAGCACUGGUAUGGUCUAACUUCCAUCUCAUCUCUGUACUGUAUGUUGUGUUAUUGUGCAGAUGGUGCUGAGUUUGUGUCCUGGGUCUGGGAGACAUGAAGGGAACUCCCUGUUAUACACUCAUGUUGUUUUCCCUUCCUCUCCCCCAGGUGUUUACUGCUGCGGCCCUGCUCCAGUCAAGGCCAUACUGCAGGGUCACAUUGACCUCAAAUACGAUGUGCCCUUUGUCUUCGCCGAAGUCAACGCCGACCGUGUAACCUGGAUGGUGUUCGCUGACGGCUCCAAGAAAAAGAUCUUGACGGACACUGGGUCCGUAGGCCAGAACAUCAGCACAAAGGCAGUGGGCAGCGACAAGAGAGUGGACAUCACGGCCAACUAUAAAUAUGCAGAGGGUUGGUAUUGAAUGAACUGAGAGAGUCUGACUAUAUCUACAAAGGUUGACUUGUCAGAUGUUUUCUUUAAAAAACGUCCUGGAGGUUAAAUGUCAAAAGUCAGCCACUAGCUUUUUAGGACCAGUUCUGUAUGGAGUAACGCUAAGGCUGUCCAAUCUCCACCCUUUUAUACAUUUUGGCUGUUGAACUGUUAUCAAUUGAUUUCCGAAAUAAUGCAGCGUUACAAGGGUUAUGCCAAUCAUAAGGGUAGAAGCGUAUUUUAUGUCUUUGAGAGCUAGGGUUGGUCUGGGAAAUAUUUCUGUACUUUUUUAAGAGAUGAGUUAGAAAGGGGCUGUGUCCACCUGUCGCAAGACAUAAUUCUCCUAGGUGAGUGAGGGCAACUGCUUGAGUCACCAGCUACUCAUCCAAAAUGUCACACAUUUAAAACAGGCACGGAAAAGGAGAGGACUGUGUACAAUAACGCAGCGAACAGAGUCAACAAUCUCGAAGAGAAAGAGAAUUCAAAUGGAAUCCUUGACCGCAAACCUUCUGAUGUUUCCAUGAAAAUCGUGGAGCUGACCAAGCCGCUCAGCGGCAAAGACAUCGACCUCAAGCUUGUACUGAACAGCGACGACCGUGAGACUCGGACACUAGUGAUCCAUGUCAACGUUCAGGCCAUGAGAUACACCGGCAUUCCAUCCUCCAAGAUACAGACCGAACUGAAAGAACAGAAGCUCUGUCCCAACCAAGGUAGAGUGAAAAUGUUUCAAACUCUUUCCAUGAGUAGGCCUACAAGGCUGAACUAACAAAGGGGGGCAUUUACAUCACAGAACAAAGAGAACUGAAACACUUCUCAAAACCAAGAACACAUUGCAGCUAUUUACUUUCAUAAUUCUUUGUCAACAUCCUUGGUUUGACGCAUGCAUCAAUCUCAAUGAUUGAUUAUGUCACAAAGGUGGUGUAUUUCAGGAGUGCAUAUAGAUAGCAUUUACAGUUGAAGUCGGAAGUUUGCAUACACCUUAGCCAAAUACAUUUAAACUCAGUUUUUCACAAUUCCUGACAUUUAAUCCUAGUAAAAAUUCCCUGUCUUAGGUCAGUUAGGAUCACCACUUUAUUUCAAGAAUGUGAAAUGUCAGAAUAAUAGUAGAGAGAAUGAUUUAUUUCAGCUUUUAUUUAUUUCAUCACAUUCCCAGUGGGUCAGAAGUUUACAUACACUCAAUUAGUAUUUGGUAGCAUUGCCUUUAAAUUGCUUAACUUGGGUCAAACAUUUCGGGUAGUCUUCCACAAGCUUCCCACAAUAAGUUGGGUGAAUGUUGUCCCAUUCCUGCUGACAGAGCUGGUGUAACUGAGUCAGGUUUGUAGGCCUCCUUGCUCGCACACGCUUUUUCAGUUCUGCCCACAAAUGUUCUAUAGGAUUGAGGUCAGGGCUUUGUGAUGGCCACUCCAAUACCUUGACUUUGUUGUCCUUAAGCCAUUUUGCCACAACUUUGGAAGUAUGCUUGGGGUCAUUGUCCAUUUGGAAGACCCAUUUGCGACCAAGCUUUAACUUCCUGACUGAUGUCUUGAGAUAUUGCUUCAAUAUAUUCACAUCAUUUUCCUUCCUCAUGAUGCCAUUUAUUUUGUGAAGUGCACCAGGCCCUCCUGCAGCAAAGCACCCCCACAGCAUGAUGCUGCCACCCCCGUGCUUCACGGUUGGGAUGGUGUUCUUCAGCUUGCAAGUGUCCCCCUUUUUCCUCCAAACAUAACGAUGGUCAUUAUGGCCAAACCGUUCUAUUUUUGUUUAAUCAGACCAGAGGACAUUUCUCCAAAAAGUACGAUCUUUGUCCCCAUGUGCAGUUGCAAACCGUAGUCUGGCUUUUUUAUGGCGGUUUUGGAGCAGUGGCUUCUUCCUUGCUGAGCGGCCUUUCAGGUUAUGUCGAUAUAGGACUCGUUUUACUGUGGAUAUAGAUACUUUUGCACCUGUUUCCUCCAGCAUCUUCACAAGGUCCUUUGCUGUUGUUCUGGGAUUGAUUUGCACUUUUCGCACCAAAGUAUGUUCAUCUCUAGGAGACAGAACGCGUCUCCUUCCUGAGCGGUAUGAUGGCUGCGUGGUCCCAUGGUGUUUAUACUUGUGUACUAUUGUUUGUAAAGAUGAACGUGGUACCUUCAGGCGUUUGGAAAUUGCUCCCAAGGAUGAACCAGACUUUUGGAGGUCUACAAUUGUUUUUCUGAGGUCUUGGCUGAUUUCUUUUGAUUUUCCCAUGAUGUCAAGCAAAGAGGCACUGAGUUUGAAGGUAGGCCUUGAAAUACAUCCACAGGUACACCUCCAAUUGACUCAAAUUAUGUCAAUUAGCCUAUCAGAAGCUUCUAAAGCCAUGACAUCAUUUUCUGGAAUUUUCCAAGCUGUUUAAAGGCACAGUCAACUGAGUGUAUGUAAACUUCUGACCCAAUGGCAUUGUGAUACCGUGAAUUAUAAGUGAAAUAAUCUGUCUGUAAACAAUUGUUGGAAAGAUUACUUGUGUCAUACACAAAGUAGAUGUCCUAACUGACUUGCUAAAACUAUCGUUUGUUAACAAGAAAUUUGUGGAGUGGUUGAAAAACGAGUUUUAAUGACUCCAACCUAAGUGUAUGUAAACUUCCGACUUCAACUGUAACUGGUAAAUUUAACAAAGCUGUAAAGUCUCAUGUAUAGCUGUGUAGCAAAUCAACUGACACUAACUCUUAUGGCUGUCAGGUUGCUAACGUUGUACUGAGGACACUACAGAAUGUUAGGGUUGCUAACGUUGUACUGAGGACACUACAGAAUGUUAGGGUUGCUAACGUUGUACUGAGGACACUACAGAAUGUUAGGGUUGCUAACGUUGUACUGAGGACACCACAGAAUGUUUGGGUUGCUAACGUUGUACUGAGGACACCACAGAAUGUUAGCCUUUGUGAUACAUUGACAAUCAAAUGCAUUGUCUGUGUUGGCAGAUCUGAUUAUACCCAUCCACAUCCCCUUCUCUGUGUACGGUGAGAACAUGCGGGAGAGCAACAGCAUCAAGGUUUCGGCUGUGGUCACAGACAAGGACAACAGUGAUGCAGUGUACAUCACAGAGAAAGACAUUGUGCCAGAGAACCCUUCACUCACCAUCAAAGUGAGUCUUUUAUUUUCCCCAAAUUGUAAUUUUGCGCAUCUGUCAGAUCCUUAAGCCACUCCAAUAACCCACUUAGAACAGCUCAACUUUCUCUGCGUGACAUUCAUUGGGGUCAUUAUGGAACAAGCCCCAAGGCUCUUUACGUGCUCUUGGGUUACCAUUUCAAAUGUGUAGGUGGCAAACAUACUAGUAGCGAGAAUAGCAAUUUGCAAGGAAAAUAACGGUUGGCCUGUGAAUAAAGGUGAUGUGAAGAUGAAAAUCUAAAGUGUUAGACUGUCAUCUGAACAAUUGAUCUAUUCAAUACAAUGCCAAUAUCAGUAACACCCACUCAACUGGAGAUGGGGUUUAUUCAGUGUGAUAGUUCUAAUAUAAUAUACUAUCUAGCAGAUGCUUUUAUUCUGAUGUUUCUUCUCUUUUAGGCCAUUGGAUCUGAAUUGCAGUAUAGUGACAUGAUGGCAGAGGUUGUGUUUGAGAACCCUCUAUCCGAGGGUCUAAGAGACUGCUCCAUCACAGUGACUGGCAGUGGCUUGCUGACAGAGACAAUGGAAGCCAGGUAGGCCUAUGUGACAUUUCUCUGCCAUCUUUACGAGCAAGGUUUCGGUUUGUCAUUAAACCUGAAUCCAUCCCACUUGGCAAAAACAGGUUGAAUCAACGUUGUUUCCAUGUAACUUCAACCAAAACAAUCAAUGUGAUGACGUUGAAUCAACAUGGAAAACUGAUUGGAUUUGCAAAAAGUAAACUUUUUAGCCUGUAAUCGAACCCACAAUUGCUGAUGCUCCAGAUAGUCAACUAGUCUCAAGAAGGCCAGUUUUAUUGCUUCUUUAAUCAGCACAACAGUUUUCAGCUGUGCUAACAUAAUUGCAAAAGGGUUUUCUAAUGAACCAUUAGCCUUUUAAAAUGAUAAACUUGGAUUAGCAAACACAACGUGCCAUUGGAACACAGGACUGAUGGUUGCUGAUAAUGGGCCUCUGUACGCCUAUGUAGAUAUUCCAUAAAAAAUCUGCCAUUUUCAGCUACAAUAGCCAUUUACAACAUUAACAAUGUCUACACUGUAUUUCUGAUCAAUUUGAUGUUAUUUUAAUGGACAAAAAAAAUGCUUUUCUUUCUAAAACAAGGACAUUUCUAAGUGACCCCAAACUUUUCAACGGUAGUGUAAAUCAGAACUAGACGUUGAACUGACGUCUGUGCCCAGUGAGAUGUGUCCAGACUUGAAUCCUGGAUGUGGAUGGGGACCUAUGUGGAACCAUUUUUUUCCCAGUGGGAUGGAUUCAGGUUUUAUGACAAACCGAAACCUUGCUCGUAAAGACGGCAAUUUAGCUCUUCAUCUAAUUGUGUCAGAUGCUUGAUUAGGUUCUGAUGGAAGACUAGUGAAGUCACCACCCCCCUAAACAGAAACUCUCAGACCCCCUUCUGAAAACGUUCUGCUUGAAAUCCCCGCCCUAAAUAAUUUCUUGAAAUCCCCGCCCACACUUUCAGCACCACCUUCACCUAAUCCUGAUAUGUCCAGAUAUCUAGUGAGAAAACCAAAGCACCGGAACUAUGGUUCCUUUUUAGUUGUGGCAUCACAGUCUUUUGACAGAUGAUUCAAUACAAUUUAUGUUACGUAGUCUGUCCACAAGAGAUAAUUUAGCUCUUGGCUAAACUACAGUGAGGGAAAAAAGUAUUUGAUCCCCUGCUGAUUUUGGACGUUUGCCCACUGACAAAGAAAUGAUCAGUCUAUAAUUUUAUUGGUUGGUUUAUUUGAACAGUGAGAGACAGAAUAACAACAAAAAAAUCCAGAAAAACGCAUGUCAGAAAUGUUAUAAAUUGAUUUGCAUUUUAAUGAGGGAAAUAAGUAUUUGACCCCCUCUCAAUCCGAAAGAUUUCUGGCUCCCAGAUGGCUUUUAUACAGGUAACGAGCUGAGAUUAGGAGCACACUCUUAAAGGGAGUGCUCCUAAUCUCAGUUUGUUACCUGUAUAAAAGACAUCUGUUCACAGAAGCAAUCAAUCAAUCAGAUUCCAAACUCUCCACCAUGGCCAAGACCAAAGAGCUCUCCAAGGAUGUCAGGGACAAGAUUGUAGACCUACACAAGGCUGGAAUGGGCUACAAGACCAUCGCCAAGCAGCUUGGUGAGAAGGUGACAACAGUUGGAGCGAUUAUUCGCAAAUGGAAGAAACAUAAAAGAACUGUCAAUCUCCCUCGGCCUGGGGCUCCAUGCAAGAUCUCACCUCGUGGAGUUGCAAUGAUCAUGAGAACGGUGAGGAAUCAGCCCAGAACUACACGGAAGGAUCUUGUCAAUGAUCUCAAGGCAGCUGGGACCAUAGUCACCAAGAAAACAAUUGGUAACACACUACGCUGUGAAGGACUGAAAUCCUGCAGCACCCGCAAAGGUCCUCCUGCUCAAGAAAGCACAUAUACAGGGCCGUCUGAAGUUUGCCAAUGAACAUCUGAAUGAUUCAGAGGAGAACUGUGUGAAAGUGUUGUGGUCAGAUGAGACCAAAAUUGAGCUCUUUGGCAUCAACUCAACUCGCCGUGUUUGGAGGAGGAGGAAUGCUGCCUUUGACCCCAAGAACACCAUCCCCACCGUCAAACAUGGAGGUGGAAACAUUAUGCUUUGGGGGUGUUUUUCUGCUAAGGGGACAGGACAACUUCACCGCAUCAAAGGGACCAUGGACGGGGCCAUGUACCGUCAAAUCUUGGGUGAGAACCUCCUUCCCUCAGCCAGGGCAUUGAAAAUGGGUCGUGGAUGGGUAUUCCAGCAUGACAAUGACCCAAAACACACGGCCAAGGCAACAAAGGAGUGGCUCAAGAAGAAGCACAUUAAGGUCCUGGAGUGGUCUCCAGACCUUAAUCCCAUAGAAAAUCUGUGGAGAGGGCUGAAGGUUCGAGUUGCCAAACGUCAGGCUCGAAACCUUAAUGACUUGGAGAAGAUCUGCAAAGAGGAGUGGGAGAAAAUCCCUCCUGAGAUGUGUGCAAACCUGGUGGCCAACUACAAGAAACGUCUGACCUCUGUGAUUGCCAACAAGGGUUUUGCCACCAAGUACUAAGUCAUGUUUUGCAGAGGGGUCAAAUACUUAUUUCCCUCAUUAAAAUGCAAAUCAAUUUAUAACAUUUUUGACAUGCGUUUUUCAGGAUUUUUUUGUUGUUAUUCUGUCUCUCACUGUUCAAAUAAACCUACCAUUAAAAAGUAUAGACUGAUCAUGUCUUUGUCAGUGGGCAAACGUACAAAAUCAGCAGGGCAUCAAAUACUUUUUUCCCUCACUGUAGAAAGGACAUGCAUUUAUGGGCUGUUCAUGUGGUUAAAGCUGAGUUUUUCCAUCUAAAAUAUUUUACACUACCUUGUGUGUUGAAGUUUAGAGAUCUAAAGAUGCUUUGAGGUAUAAUUUUUUUCAUGUGUCUCCUCAGAUUUCCUUUCCUAAAACAAGGGCAACGGCUGCGUGUGAAGAUGCCCUUUACUCCAUACAGACCCGGUCCUAAGAAGCUAGUGGCCAACUUCAACUGUGACCAAUUCAGGAACAUUAAGGCAAGCUGCAAUGUGGACAUCCUACCUGUCACCAGUGCUGUCCCCCCACUGCCG
This is a messenger RNA of Coregonus sp. 'balchen', 11037 nucleotides long. Lineage: Eukaryota; Metazoa; Chordata; Actinopteri; Salmoniformes; Salmonidae. The record is from the annotation of a GenBank genome assembly.